UCUUGGGAUUACGGACGAUUCGGCUUCGUUGCUCAUAGCAGGAGAAAGAUGUCUUUAGCAAGUCUCCUUCCAGCACCGCUGCAUGUGCCUUAUCGCGAAAGAGAUGAAGACGAUGAGUUAGAGAAAGCUUACAAAGAGUUAAAGGUAACAGCUUUUAAGAAAGAGCCUCCUCCAUAUGGAAAAAGACAGGGCUGGAUUCCAAGAAAGUUGGAGGACUUUGGUGAUGGUGGUGCUUUUCCCGAAAUUCAUGUGGCACAGUAUCCUCUGGACAUGGGGCGAACAAAAAAGCCUGCUUCAGGAACAAAUGCUCUACCAGUGCAGCUUGAUUCAAAAGGCAGAGUGAAGUAUGAUGCUCUUGUUAAACAGGGACAUGGCAAAGAUAAGGUUGUGCAUUCCAGAUUCCAAGACUUAGUUCCUGUACAUUUAAAAGAUGAAGGUGAUCCCGACUUAGAAAGACCAUCAGAGGAAGAUAUUGAAGAGACAACCAGGAAAACAAGAGAAGCUCUGGAAAAAGAAGUUACAACAAAAAUUGCUGCAGCACAGCCCACCCAGGUUGCUCAGAAGCCACAGGCAGCCCAGUACAUCAGAUACACACCUUCCCAGCAAGGAGUAGCUUUCAACUCUGGUGCUAAACAGCGAGUCAUAAGAAUGGUGGAGAUGCAGAAAGAUCCUAUGGAGCCACCAAGAUUUAAAACAAACAAGAAGAUCCCUAGGGGACCCCCCUCACCUCCUGCACCAGUAAUGCACUCACCAAGCAGAAAGGUGACUGUGAAAGAACAGCAGGAGUGGAAGAUCCCUCCCUGUAUUUCCAACUGGAAGAAUGCCAAGGGGUACACCAUCCCUCUUGACAAACGUCUAGCCGCAGAUGGGCGUGGUCUUCAAGACCCCCACAUCAAUGACAAGUUUGCAAAGUUGGCUGAAGCACUGUACAUAGCAGACAGAAAGGCUCGGGAAGCUGUUGAAAUGAGAGCUCAGCUGGAAAAGAAGGUUGCACAGCGAGAGAAGGAGAAGAAAGAGCAGAAGUUGGCGGCGCUGGCCAAGCAAGCCAGGGAAGAACGAGCUGGCAUCAGAGCUACUGCAGAGCGGUCUGAAGAGGAGAGAGAAAGAGACCAGCUGCGUCAUGAACGACACAAGGAGAGAGAACGAGAUCGUAGAAUCUCUAAAGCUGCACCCGAUAAAAGGUCCAAACUUCAGCGUGACAAAGAGCGUGACAUAAGUGAGCAGAUUGCAUUAGGCCUGGCUUCUGCUCCUCCCUCACAGGAAGCAAUGUUUGAUCAGCGAUUAUUUAAUCAAAGCAAGGGCCUGGACUCCGGAUUCGCUGGAGAUGACGAUGGAUACAAUGUGUACGACAAGGCCUGGAGACGAGAGGGCAGCACAGCCAAUGCAAUCUAUAGGCCGAGCAAGAAUGUGGACCGCGAUGUUUAUGGAGAUGAUCUGGAAAAACUGGUUCAAACAAGCAGGUUUCAGCCUGACAAGGGAUUUGCUGGCACAGAUCGUGGUCAGCGGCGUGACGGGCCAGUUCAGUUCGAAAAGGAAGAGGAGGAUCCUUUUGGUUUGGACAAGUUUCUUACAGAGGCUAAAAAAGGAAAGAGGCCGUUAGACGAACCCUCCAGAUCAAGGGAUCACGACAGUCGGAGUGCGAAGAGAAAACGAUGAAACAGCCAAAAAUUGUCGUAUCAUUAAAAGUAAUGAACUUCUGUUAAACUACUACUCAAGGAGACAGAACUUGCGUCGAAAAGACAUUUUCAAAAUAUAUUUGUCCUUGUACAAAGAUCCUAGUUUUCUGUCGAUUAAAACAUCAGGUUACGUGACAAAAAUUUCUGUCAGGAACCGCGAGCUGUGUUAGUCAAAUGUUCGUUGUGGAACGAGGAUUAUUCCCAUGGGCCAAUGUAAGCAUUUCGGUCCAUUCAUGACUUUUUCCUGAAUUUCGUGACGUUAUCGUGACGCGGAUUCUAUACCCCGUAUGUGUCAACAACUCUAUUGUUGAUAACCGCUGGCUCUUUACAUCGUCAACAAUGACAAACUGCUUGUUAUUCAGAUGAGUCUUUUCCUGUGUACAUAGGAGUUGUUUGUGUUUAAUCUAAAUAAUUAAAAAGAAAAGGUUUUGUUGA
Molecule: messenger RNA, 2111 nt
Organism: Pocillopora verrucosa
Lineage: Eukaryota; Metazoa; Cnidaria; Anthozoa; Scleractinia; Pocilloporidae
Product: SNW domain-containing protein 1-like
Biological process (GO): mRNA splicing, via spliceosome
Cellular component (GO): spliceosomal complex
Source: RefSeq, a predicted model, not a curated record